This is a messenger RNA of Miniopterus natalensis, 1455 nucleotides long. RefSeq names its product zinc finger and BTB domain containing 32 (gene ZBTB32). The record is from RefSeq and is a predicted model, not a curated record. Gene Ontology annotation, molecular function: DNA-binding transcription factor activity, RNA polymerase II-specific; protein binding. Lineage: Eukaryota; Metazoa; Chordata; Mammalia; Chiroptera; Miniopteridae. Gene Ontology annotation, cellular component: nucleus. Gene Ontology annotation, biological process: regulation of transcription by RNA polymerase II.
AUGCCCCUGUCCCCAACAAGACUGCCUAGCCCCUACGGCUCUGAUCGGCUGGUACGGCUAGCAGCCAGGCUCCGGCCAGCACUAUGUGAUACCAUGAUCACAGUGGGGAGCCAGGAGUUCCCUGCCCACAGCCUGGUGCUGGCAGGUGUGAGCCAGCAGCUGGGCCGCAGGGGCCACUGGACUCUGGUGAAAGGAAUCAGCCCUUCCACUUUCGCACAACUUCUGUACUUUGUCUAUGGAGAGAGUGUUGAGCUGCAACCUGGGGAACUGGGGCCCCUUGAGGAGGCGGCCAGGGCCUUGGGGGUGCAGUCCCUGGAAGAGGCAUGCAGGAAGGCUCGAAGAGACAGAGCUGGAGUAGAGUUGAAUCAAGAGCUGAAGGAACAUCAGGAGAAGCCAGAGAGACCCACAAGGGAUUCUGAGAGAGGAGGGGGGGACCUUGGAGAGCAGAGACCAGAGAUGUUUAUUAGAGCUGGUGGGAGAGAACAGGAGACACUGCCCAAGCACAGGCCACCAAAAGAGAAUCCUGAGAUAGCAGAGGCAAUGCAGGAGGGUCAGAGGGAGCAGAUGAAAUCAGAGGAGAAACUCAACCAAUCCCUUCUUGACCACAGGGGAGUAGAUGGGAAACAAGAAGUGAUCAUGUGGGUGAGGGAGAGUGCAGGGGGCUCUGAGGAAAGUCUAGGGGAGUUGCCUGGCCCCCCACCCCUACCAGGUUCCCUCCAAACCAGCAUCACUUCUAGGCCCUGGUGGGCUGAGACCCCUUGGUUGAGGGAGGGCCAGCCUGCCCUGUGGAGCUUCCUGCUAUUGCCACACAGAUAUGGCACUCCCUUCUCCCAUAGUACGCCCAUCACUGCAGCCUGGCAAGAGGUCUGGCCUCAGGACCAGAGGAUCCCACUGUCCCUUAACCUCCACAAAGGGUUCUGGAGCCAGAAUCAGUUGGCCUUCUCUAGCCCUACAUCAGGUUCCCUCCCCCGGGCGCCCACAAAGCUCAGCCCUGGGGAGAUGGAAGAAUCUGAUCAGAGGCACACAGGUGCACUUGCAACCUGUGCAGGUUUUGUGGGCAAAGCAGGCCACCCAUCUCGCCAACACCCUCCCCCGCCCCCUCCUGCUCGGUCGAGGCCCUAUUCUUGUUCUGUCUGUGGAAAGAGGUUUGCACUCAAGCACCAGAUGGAGACACACUACCGAGUCCACACAGGAGAGAAGCCCUUCUCCUGUGGCCUCUGUCCCCAACGUUCCCGGGACUUCUCAGCCAUGACCAAGCACCUGCGGACACACGGGGCUGCACCCUACCGCUGCUCUCUGUGCGGGGCUGGCUGCCCCAGCCUGGCCUCCAUGCAGGCACACAUGCGGGGCCACUCGCCCAGCCAGCUCCCGCCGGGAUGGACCAUUCGCUCCACCUUCCUCUACUCCUCCUCCUCCUCCUCCUCCAGGACAUCCCGGGCCUCACCCACCAUGUAG